AGAGGCUUGUUGGACGAGGCGCCCAGAACAGAGCUGUCAGAGCAGCAAGACAGAGCGGGCCGGAGUAGCUCCGCUUUUCACACCAGCCGCAGCUAAAUCAAAGCCGAAAACGAACCUACGGAAGCUACAACCACCAAAACUGCAUUACGACUGUACAGUUAAGUGUAUUCGAACUUAGUCGAUUCGCCGCCCUCAAUGGAGCGCUUUUCUUUGAAGUAUUAAAGUCAAUCUGAUCCGUUUUGAGCGAGGAUGAGCGUGAACAGUACGGGGACAGGGUCGGCUCCGUGCCGCUUCGCCCAUUAUUUCGUGAUAUGUGGAAUAGACACCGAGACUGGGUUGGAACCAGAUGAAUUGGCCGCUUUGUACCAAUGGCUAGAGGCUGAGCGCCAGGGCAAGGAUCCAGAGGCGGCCGCGCCAGGGGAGAACUUUGACCAGAGUCCGCUCAAAAGAACCUUCAAGUCCAAAGUAUUGGCCCACUAUCCGGAGAACGUAGAGUGGAACCCAUUCGACCAGGAUGCUGUUAACAUGCUGUGCAUGCCCAAGGGCCUGUCCUUCCGGACACAGAGAGACUCCCGGGAGCCGCAGUUCCACUCCUACCUGAUCACGCGGGAGGACGGCUCGCGCACCUACGGCUUCGUGCACACCUUCUACGAGGAGGUGACCAGCCCGCAGAUCUGCGCCGCCAUGCAGACCCUGCACCAGAUGCACCGCGCCGAGCACGCCUCCAACGGCACCAACCCCUCCUCCUCCUCCUCCUCCUCCUCGUCCUCCUCCUCCAGCAUGGACUCGCUGGCCAGCAGCCUGGACGAGGGCGACAGCUCCUCGUCCUCCGCCCCGUCUCCGUCGGCGGCCGGCGGCGGACCCUCUCUCGCUGACACCCUCGUGUCCAAGGCGUUGUGCCUGGUGACGCCCAUGCCCUUCAUGCACGCGUGCCGCCGCUUUCUGGCCCAGAUGCACCGCGCCGUCACUGCCCAGCAGCCCCCGCCGCUGCCGCUGGAGAGCUACGUGCACAACGUCCUGUACGAGGUGCCGCUGCCGCCGCCCGGCCGCUCGCUCAAGUUCCACGCCGUCUACGAGCCCAUCGUGUGCCAGCGGCCGGGCCUGGCCGAGCUGCCCCUGGCCGACUUCCCCCUGGGCGAGGCCUUCCAGCUGCUGGGGGUGGAGAACCUGGUGCAGCUGUUCACCUGCGUGCUGCUGGAGAUGCAGAUCCUGCUCUACUCACAAGACUACCAGCGGCUGAUGGCGGUGGCGGAGGGCAUCACCACACUGCUCUUCCCGUUCCAGUGGCAGCACGUCUACGUGCCCAUCCUGCCCGCCUCGCUGCUGCACUUCCUGGACGCGCCAGUGCCCUACCUCAUGGGCCUGCAGUCCAAAGAGGGCACCGACCGCUCCAAGCUGGAGCUGCCCCAGGAGGCGAACCUGUGCUUUGUGGACGUGGACAACCACACCAUUGAGCUCCCUGAGGACUUCCCCCAGCUGCCCAACAAGCCCGAGUUCAUCCGCGAGCUCACCGACGUGCUGCUACGCUUCGGCCUCUCCCCUGAGGGCAGCAACGCGCCCAUCACCCUGACCGCCACCGCCCCCCCCACCACCACCAGCACCACCACCAGCAGCAGCCGGACGUCCGGUAGCCCCAGCGCCGGCCUGAAGAGCACCGUGCUGAGGGAGCUGGUGGACGACGGGCGCAACGGCAACCUGGGCCGCGAGGACAUGGCCGUGCUGGAGCUGCUGCAGGGCAGCCCCACGCUGGACCGGCUGCAGGCGCUGGCCAAGCGCACCGGCGUGACCGUGGACCGCCUGGAGGCCAUCCGCAGGGGCGUGCGGGACGGACAGGCCGACGGGGAGACGGGCGGAGGUGGGGGCAGCGCGGGGGGCAAGCGCUCGGCGGAGGACGAGCAGGAGCUGCGGAGCGCCCAGCUGAACGUGCAGCUGCGCGAGGUGUUCGCCGGCCGCUUCGCCACCAUGUUCGCCGACUACGAGGCGUUCGUCAUCCAGAGCGCCCCCGACCUGGAGUCCUGGCUCACCAACCGGGAACAGAUGCACAACUUUGACAAGGCCUCUUUCCUGUCGGACCAGCCAGAGCCCUACCUGCCAUUCCUGUCGCACUUCAUCGAGACGCAGAUGUUCGCCACCUUCAUCGACAACAAGAUCAUGUCCCAGUGGGAGGAGAAGGAGCCCAUGCUGCGGGUGUUUGACGGACGCAUCGAGAAAGCCCGCCUCUUCAACGUGCGUGCCCCCAGCCUCCGCUCCUCCACCUACCAGAGGUGCACCAUACUGGAGGAGUCAGCCCAGGCCAUCGAGCAGCGACUGAUGAAGAUCGAUCACACGGCCAUCCACCCCCACCUGCUGGACAUGAAGAUUGGCCAGGGCAAGUACCAGCAGGGCUUCUUCCCCAAGCUGCAGGCCGACGUGCUGGCCUCCGGACCCACGAAUAACAAGUGGUCGAAUCGCACAGCCACAUCUCAGCGCCGACAGGACAGGCACAGACAUCACAACGAACACCUAGGACUGGACAACGACCUGAAAGAGCAGGUGGAGGGGUGUCUGGUGCUGCAGAACUCUAUGGCUUUUUGGGAGUGGGACAAAGCGCCUCCCCCGCCUCUUAAACCGCCCAAAAAGUCCUUCUCAGCCUGCUGCCUGAAGUACAUGCAGGAGGCCCGUAGUCUGGGGAAGAACCUGCGGCAGCCCAAGCUGUCGGACCUUUCCCCAGCGGUCAUCGCUCAGACAAAUUGGAAAUUUGUCGAAGGGCUCCUAAAGGAGUGUCGCCUGAAGACGAAGCGCAUGCUGGUGGAGAAGAUGGGCAGGGAGGCGGUGGAGCUGGGCCACGGAGAGGCCAGCAUCACCGGCCUGGAGGAGAACACGCUCAUCGCCAGCCUCUGUGACCUGCUGGAGAGGAUCUGGAGCCAUGGCCUCCAAGUCAAACAGGGGAAGUCAGCCUUGUGGUCACAUCUCCUUCACUAUCAGGCCCGAGAGGAAAAACAGAGCUUACUAACCGAUUCACCAGGGUCAAACAGUCCAGAGAGGCGAAAAUCUGAUGCCGGUCUCGGGCUCUCAACGCUGCGCGUCUCUGUCAUACAAGAUAUGAGGCACAUCCAGAGUAUGAGUGAGAUUAAGACAGAUGUGGGCCGCGCCCGGGCCUGGAUCCGCCUCUCCCUGGAGAAGAAGCUGCUCUCCCAGCACCUCAAGCAGCUGCUGUCCAACCAAGCCUUAACCAAGAAGCUGUAUAAGCGCUAUGCAUUCCUGCGCUGUGAUGAGGAGAAGGAGCAGUUCCUCUUCCACUUGCUCAGUCUCAACGCUGUCGACUAUUUCUGCUUCACCAACGUUUUCACCACCAUCAUGAUCCCAUACCGUGCUGUCAUCAUCCCCAUUAAGAAGCUCAGUAACGCCAUGACGACGUCCAACCCAUGGGUGUGCGUGGCGGGCGAGUUGGGCGACUCCGGCGUCAUGCAGAUCCCCAAGAACGUUCUGGAAAUGACCUUCGACUCUGCGUUCAGGCCUCCCACUCACAUCACCGCUCUGUUCAAGUGUCAGAACCUUGGCAAGCUCACCACUGUUCAGCUGGGUCAUGACAACUCAGGGUUGCUGGCCAAGUGGCUGGUUGACUGUGUGAUGGUCCGCAAUGAGAUCACUGGACACACGUACAAGUUCCCUUGCGGCCGCUGGCUGGGUAAGGGUGUGGAUGACGGGAGUCUGGAGAGGGUUCUGAUUGGUGAGCUCCAGGUCCCUACCAGUGAUGAGGAGGCGGGGCGAGGGAGUCGGACUCCACCCAUGCAGCGCUCUCCCUCUCAGCCCAGACGAAUCAGCAUCACGUCUCUCAGUGGCCGUGCCAGCAAGCCAACCUCAGCACAAAUACAGGAAGGCAUCGGGGAGUCGGUCAACAACAUUAUAAAGCACUUUCACAAGCCAGAGAAGGAGAGAGGUAGUCUGACCCUGCUGCUGUGUGGGGAGAAUGGGCUGGUGGGCUCUCUGGAGCAGUUCUUCCACCACGGCUUCAAGACGGCACGACUCUUCCAGAAGAGCAUCUUCAUCUGGGACUUUGUCGAGAAGGCAGUGGAGUAUAUGGAAAGUGCUGAUCAGAUGGGGGACUUGCAGGAGACUGCAGAGCCUCUAGGCCUAACCUGUGAAACCUUCUGUCGCUAUGCCAACGCCAUCAACAACUCGCCACGCAGCAUUGGCAAGGAUGGCAAGUUCCAACUGCUCGUCUGCUUAGGAGCCAGGGACCGGCUGCUGCCCGAGUGGCUCCCCCUGCUGGUGGAGUGCCCGGUGAUCACACGCAUGUACGAGGAGACCGCCAUGCUCCGCGACCGCACCACCGUCAACGCGCUCAUCGGAGUGCUGCAGACCCUCCACGACUUCGCCAUUACGCUGGAGACCUCGCUGGUCAAGGGCUUUGACUUGUAGCAGCCAGCUUCCAUGGACCGAAACCCCCCACUCCCCACCCACCUCCA
Molecule: messenger RNA, 4448 nt
Organism: Alosa alosa (allis shad)
Lineage: Eukaryota; Metazoa; Chordata; Actinopteri; Clupeiformes; Clupeidae
Gene: dennd5b
Product: DENN/MADD domain containing 5B
Exons: 25
Coding region: 250-4401 (1383 amino acids)
Molecular function (GO): guanyl-nucleotide exchange factor activity; small GTPase binding
Source: RefSeq, a predicted model, not a curated record